AUGAGUGGCAGUGGUAUGCUGUACGGUGGCGAUGAAAUCGGUGCGCUCGUCUUUGACCCUGGUCAUCAUUCGUUGCGUGUAGGAUACGCGCAGGAUGACACACCGAAAGCCGACAUCCCUUCCGUUGUCGGCGUUGGUCCGGCAGAUCCGGUAAUGAAUUCGGAUCUGGAGACGAAGGCGGACAACAACAUAGGGAGCAGUACGCAUCGAUCCAAUAAAUAUUACGUCGACACAACACACAUCAAUGUCGCACGGCCAAACAUGGAAAUUCAAUCGUAUAUGAAGGAUGGAAUGAUUGAAAAUUGGGAUCUGUUCGAGAAGGUCAUUGACUACGUUUACGCCAAGGUUGUACAAUCGGAAUCGAUGUACCAUCCGGUACUAUUUUCAGAAUCUGCCUGGAACGUGCGCAAUAAUCGUGAGCGCCUAACCGAGCUGAUGCUAGAGAAGUACAACGUUCCGGCAUUCUUUCUCGUGAAAAAUGCAGUUUUGGCGGCGUUUGCAAAUGGUCGUGCUACCGCAUUGGUAGUCGAUAGUGGUGCAACACAUACCUCGGCCGUUCCGGUUCAUGAAGGAUAUGUUCUGAGCCAAGCGGUAGUCAAAUCGCCCCUCGGCGGCGAUUACCUUUCCCUCCAGUGCCGCCAUUAUCUCGAAAGUCAAAACAUCGACCUCACACCAACGUACGCGAUCGCAUCGAAGGACGUCAUUAAGGAGCGCGAUACGGCUCGGUUUACUCCGAAGGAAUUACCCGAAAAGCUGACCGCUUCAUGGCAACAGUACAUGCUCAAGGGAUUGCUGCAGGACUUUCAAAUGUCCGCGGUGCAGGUACUGGAAACACCGUACGAUGAGCGCACGGCCGCUGCAAUACCCGCCGUACAUUACGAAUUCCCGAACGGCUACCAUCAGGAUUUCGGUCCGGAACGGUUCAAGCUAGCGGAAAGUCUGUUCGAUCACAACAUGCUGGGUGCUGGCCAGCUGGCUUCGGCAAGUGUGGGCAUGUGCGAUGCGGACGUUCGUUUGUCGUUAUAUGGUUCAGUGGUGGUAACCGGUGGCAAUUCUUUGCUGCCUGGGUUUGCCGAACGACUCAACCGAGACCUGCAGCAUCGAGCACCCUCGAACACACGGUUGAAGAUGAUUUCGGCAAAUGGUUCAGUCGAGCGAAGGUUCGGUGCAUGGAUUGGAGGUUCGAUUCUCGGUAGCAUCGGUACAUUCCAGCAGAUGUGGAUCUCCUCGCAGGAGUACGAAGAAUCGGGCAAAAGUCAGGUCGAGCGCAAGUGUCCCUAG
Anopheles marshallii is the source of this 1281-nucleotide messenger RNA. RefSeq names its product actin-like protein 6B (gene Bap55). Gene Ontology annotation, biological process: regulation of transcription by RNA polymerase II; nervous system development. Gene Ontology annotation, cellular component: NuA4 histone acetyltransferase complex; SWI/SNF complex. NCBI's taxonomy places the organism in Eukaryota, Metazoa, Arthropoda, Insecta, Diptera, Culicidae. The record is from RefSeq and is a predicted model, not a curated record. Gene Ontology annotation, molecular function: chromatin binding. The transcript is spliced from 4 exons. The coding region runs from base 1 to 1281 and encodes 426 amino acids.